AUGUUGUUCCAACUCGCUCCAGCAACAAUCUGCGUUGCAUUGGCGUCUCUCAUCAACCCUCUUUGGGCCCACCCGCACAGCACCACCUAUCGUAUCACCGAAGGUCAGUCUAUCCAGGCCGCCAUUCACAAUGCCAGUGGUGGAGACAAAAUUAUUGUCGAAAAAGGCACAUAUCGCGAGCAAUUGACAAUUUCUAUCAAUGGUCUUACUCUCGAAGGCCAUGAUGCGACGUUAAAUGGUGCUGGCGCCUCCGACGUUACAAAUACAUGUACAGGCCUGGUAGGUGAUGGACUCCAGGCUGGCAUUUGCGUCGAAGGCUCUGAGAUCGUGUUCUCAAAUGAUCCAUUCAAUGGCGAACACCGCAAAGUUAUAUCCGUUGGGCAGCCAGUCAAAGAUACACACAUCAGUGGAUUCGCCGUAACGGGCUUCAAUGGCCUCAACAUUGCUGUUCUUGGUGCCAAGGAUGCACACAUACAUGACAACAAAGUCAGUGCUGCACCGCAGUACGGUAUCUUGACUGUCGGCUCAAAGAACAGCCACAUCAGGCACAACACUGUCUUCAACACUCCAGACUACACAAACCAAUUCAUCGGCAUUUGUAUGGACGAUAUGAGCACGGUCACUAUUUCACACAAUGACAUCGCCGAUGUUUUCAUCGGUUUGUGCGUGCAGACGUCAGGAGCGCAUAUCCACGAUAACAAUGUUCAUAACACAUGCGUUGGAGCAUUCAUCGACCCGGGUAUCAAUGGCGCAAAGCUUCACGACAACACCUUCAGCAAUACUCCUUCCGCAUGCCCUGCGACUAUACCAAAUCAGACACCGCCGUUUCCUCCGAGGUACUUCGCAGCCGGCGUUACAAUAUCUGGGGCAAUAAACACUGAGGUGAAGAAUAACAAAUUCUUCGAGAUCACCAAUAGUGAAGCUCUCGCAGUCGGGGUGAUUAUCGUUGAUGAUCCAACAGGGGCGAUUGCUUCAGGCAACGAGAUUGAGAAUAACACCUUUGAGAAAAACGAUCUCGACGUAUAUGAUAUAGCGUCUGGAAAAGGGAAUGAGGUCAAAAACAAUGCAUGCACGUCGUCAAUCCCCGAUCACCUUUGCUCUUAG
Molecule: messenger RNA, 1104 nt
Organism: Hyaloscypha bicolor E
Lineage: Eukaryota; Fungi; Ascomycota; Leotiomycetes; Helotiales; Hyaloscyphaceae
Product: pectin lyase-like protein
Exons: 1
Coding region: 1-1104 (367 amino acids)
Source: RefSeq, a predicted model, not a curated record